This is a messenger RNA of Ambispora leptoticha, 206 nucleotides long. The record is from the annotation of a GenBank genome assembly. Lineage: Eukaryota; Fungi; Glomeromycota; Glomeromycetes; Archaeosporales; Ambisporaceae.
GGGUAAAAGAGAAGAGGUUGAGGUAGUAGAAAUUGAAGCUAAUAGUUCUAUGACUAUUCGAGAUUCAAGUGAAGAUGAUGAAGAAAAGAGAAAGAAAGUUGUUGAAGAGGAAGAAGAGAUUUUAGAUUUGGAUUUUGAUGAUGAAGAUUGGGUAGAUUGGCCAGUAUUUGAUUUGAAUGAUGAAAGAAUGGAGAGAAGUAGUAAAG